Dioscorea cayenensis subsp. rotundata (Guinea yam) is the source of this 939-nucleotide messenger RNA. Its product is annotated as protein LSD1. Bases 207 to 641 code for a protein of 144 amino acids. The transcript is spliced from 6 exons. The record is from RefSeq and is a predicted model, not a curated record. NCBI's taxonomy places the organism in Eukaryota, Viridiplantae, Streptophyta, Magnoliopsida, Dioscoreales, Dioscoreaceae.
UCAAAAACAAUACCAGAGAGUGUGAUGGCAGUGACUGGGAUGAUGCGAAUCUAGUGCUAUAAAUAUUCACUUAUCUUUACUCUCCCUUAUCCAUUUGCUUUUCUGAGUUCAGGAUGGAAGAUCCUGCAUUUCUUUUCCUCACUUGAGGUUUGCCAAAGCUGUGAACUUUUUUGGGACUUGGAUUAUAAUUAAAAGUUCAUACAACAAUGCCUGUACCUCUUGCUCCAUACCCAACACCUCCAGUGCCAUUUACACCACCAAAUGGGACAACACAGAGCCAACUUGUUUGCUCAGGGUGCCGUAAUCUGCUUCUAUAUCCAGUUGGUGCUACUUCUGUUUGCUGCGCUGUUUGCAGUGUGGUCACCAAUGUACCUCCUCCUGGAACUGAGAUGGCUCAGUUAGUUUGUGGUGGCUGUCACACUCUGUUGAUGUACAUCCGAGGAGCGACUAGUGUCCAAUGUUCUUGUUGUCACACAGUUAACCUGGCUUUGGAAGCAAAUCAGGUGGCGCAUGUGAAUUGUGGGAAUUGCAGGAUGCUGCUUAUGUACCAAUAUGGAGCAAGAUCUGUGAAAUGUGCAGUAUGCAACUUCGUUACUUCGGUUGGGGCAUCGCCGAGCAGUGAACAGAAGCUGAGUGGUUGAUUGAUACAUGCCUAAAGAUAUCCCCCUGAACAGUUGCAUCUUCAUUAUCUGAAUUCUCGCCUUUCUAUCAGCGAAGGUUAAGCCAAUCUGCAGCUGGAGUGAAAUGUAUAGAGUAUUUUUUUUUUCAUCUUAAUUUUCCUUCGAAAGGCUUCUGUUUUGCUGUUGACGGUUUUUUGCUUCUGAAAUAAGCAGUAUUGGCAACUAUGUAGUUUAAAGUGUGAGCAUAGUUUUAAGAAGGAAGAGUGUAAAUGUCGAAAAACAACUAAUAUUUACUGAAUGAAAUAUCAAUCUUUGUUCA